CGGUGCUGUAACGUUCACCGCCCUGAUGCAUCGGUCUCUACUUUUACCUUUGACGCAUUACGACAUGACGGGAUUGUAGCAGUCGCCGAAAACGGUCAGCGUGUGAUGGGAGAGCUACCCCGUUGACUUCGGACAGCUUCUUAUGUCCAGAUUCUGUGGAACAAUGGACAGGGAGUCCCAAACAAAAGCAGAACCUCCAAAGAGUGCAGGCACCACAACAACCACCCCAGCGCUGAACACUUCCCAUCAGGCCAAUGGUGCCCCCAAAACCCCCCCUGCUCUCACAACCGUAACCACCUUCCACAAUCAACCCUCCCCCAACGAGAGAAAAGUGGUUCAGAUCAAUCUGUCUGGGGACCGACUGGCUCCAUCUUUCUCACCGAGUGAGCGAGUCAACCAAGCUUCAUCUUCGCAGCAGACCCCAAAAACGGUUUCUCAGCCCAACACCCCCGGAUCAACACCUCUAGUCAGAGGAAUUCAAAGCACGGGUACAGCCGUCCGUAAGAUCUCCCCUCAAGCUCUGCUCCUGGGGAAGAGUCCGGCCACGAGCCAGGCCCAGAUGCUGUUGAGGGCCCAGAUGCUGAUUUUAACAUCUGCUGUGCGACCUGACGUACCUGCCCUCUCCUCUUCCUCCUUCUCAUCUUCCUCAUCCACCCUUUCCUCUUCCUCACCUCGAUUUCCCUCCAUGCAGCUCCAGAGUUUGACUCUCCGUCCACCUCCACCAGGCACCCUCACCAUCCCUCCAAACCUACCACUCAAGCCAACAACUUCAAGCCAGCCCCCUUUGCUUUCAUGCCGUUUACCAACUUUCCAUCUGAGACCCAGCCAGCCAGCUAACGUUCCAGGGACGGAGGGACCUUCUAAGACAGAAAGCUCAACAUCUCUGACGGCUCAAACAAAAGCAACUGUGCGCCAUCUUACGGUUCCUCCUCCCUCGCUAUAUGCACCUUCACAGGCCCUCGCCUUAGCGAAACAGAAGCUAAACCGCAACAGUCUCAAAAGGCCCCACAGUCAGAUCAGCAUCCCCCAACACCCUUUCAAUCAAAGACACACCCCUCCAAACUCUCCCCCCGCCGCACCAAAGAAGCCUCUUCCAGAGUUAAAGCGCUGCCCAUCCACCCAACCUUCCAAAAGUGUGUCUGGCACUUCCGUACCCAUCACUGUUCCCUCCCCCACAAGAUCCCACCUCACACCCCCUACCCUGACUCUACCCUUGAGGUCUUCGUCCACCGGUGGAUCCCUACUGGCUACAAAACAGCUGCUGAGGAUUGCAUUGUCCUCCGCGUCUGCCAAGAGCACCAAUGGGCAAUCCAAGGCAGCCACUGUGUCUCCACCUCAUGAUCUCGUCCAAUCAAAACCGCUUCUCUCACCUGUGCUUGCUAAACCAGAGUGCCCCACCCAGCCGCUACGGACUCCAAACCCCUGCCCACAGCUGGUGCAGCUGUCACCAUCUAGACAAACGACAGCGGCAACACCUCUGAUCGCCACCCCUCCACUAGCAUCUCCACAGAGGGCAUCGCCGCCUUCGCCGGUCCUGCCUCUGGUGUCCACCAGCAGCGUUCUCGCACCCCCACAGACCCUCCUGACCGCACAGAGUCCCACACAAGCAGCCGAAACGUCAAAAGAGCAGAAAGACGGGAAGGCAGAGCAGAAAGAAGGCAAAGGACCAGAGCAGACUCCUCAAGAUCUGAAAUGUCCGGCAGUGCAAAAGAAAAGUGCAGGACAAACUCAAAUCACCCAGAUUUGCACAACAGUUCAACAGUCCAGAGACGAUUCAGAGAAGUCAUCGAUGACAGUCUGCACAGAGGAUUCAAGGACCGACGGGCAGAUAAAAACGUCACAGAAGAGUGAAACACGCUCGCCUUUAACUCCGUCAUGGCAGGCUGAAAAAGACGAACAGUGCGAGGAAACAUCUACCCAAUCAGACAAUCACUCAGCAAUCUCGAGUCUUUCUUCUGACAUGUCACCUAUCCAGACGUCCAUCACUCAGCCUUUAGAUAUGUCUCCCGUGGACAGUUGCUUUCCCCCGAAAUUUCACCCCGUGUCAGAGAAGCCACCAGUUCAGCCUCCCACCUUCAUGCAAACGAAGCCCACGGACCUUCAGCAGACAUCAGAAACAGUCAAACCUUUGGUCCUGACACACCUGGUGGAAGGUUUUAUUAUACAGGAAGGACUAGAACCGUUCCCGGUGAGUAGGUCAUCUCUGAUGAUCGAUCCCAUUAGGGAGUCUGGGCUAAAUGGGGUGAAAGAACCAGAGCUUAUCCCGUCCAGUUCAGAGCCUCCCGACGACUCCACAGACUCGGAUGAUGAGGACAUGGUCACAAAUAGGGCCCGCAAGCUUGUUUUGCAAUGCCAGUUUUGCAAGAGGAAAGGCACCGCUGAGACAUUCCAGCGCUCGAAACGCUUCUGCUCCAAAUCGUGUGCCAAGAGGUUCAGUUACACCAAACGUUUUCGCGCACUCAGACGCUGUGUGAGCGAGGGUGGGCAUCGAUCUGAACUCAUUGGCACUGAGGACAACGCAGAAGAAAAUUUCCAUCAGCCAAGACAUGCGACGACAGAGCAGUGGAGAAUCCUUCAACAGCCUCCGCAUGAAGGCGAAGAUGGGACCGCCGCUCCCAUGAAGACGAGGCUUCGCAGGCACACGGAACAGGAACGUGAGCGAGAAAUAAGAGCCAGGCCAUCGGUUGAGGAGACGAGAAGUGCCCCCACCUCACCUUUAGACGCCGUGUCACCCAUUGGGGUCUUUCCCUACCCAAAACCAUCUCAGUGGUCUGUGGAUCAAGUGUCAAGCUUUAUAUCCAACUUACCAGGGUGUCAUGACAUUGGUGAAGCAUUCAGAGCCCAAGAGAUAGACGGCCAAGCCUUGCUUCUGUUGACCGAAGACCAUCUGAUGAGUGCCAUGAACGUCAAACUCGGCCCCGCUCUCAAAAUAUGUGCCCGUAUAAACUCCCUGAAGGAAGGCGGAAGAUAAAAUGAAACGGACACAAAGAGAUAGGUAUAUCUUUGUGGACCAUAGGAGCACUUGCCAAUAGAAUAGAGCCAUUUUGUGCACUUUAAUCUUCAGAGAUUUACGCGAUAAUUUCAAUGUUAUCAGAAAGCUUACAUGUAUUUGCUUGAACUAAACUAGCAAAAUCUUACAGUUCUUGUAAACUUAGCCUCUGUCUGAAAGCAUGGUAGCAAUAUAAUGGUCUCAGUCUGUGAGCAAUUUAUAGGCGGUUUAUUUAAUCGGAUAGGAGGAAACUGUUAGUCUCCUUUUUUGUAUGGGUAAUUUCGAUCAGGGUCACCGGUUUUAUAUUUUUGACAGAAAGCAGAGGGGAUCACUUCCCCGGUCAGCGCGGAGAGGUUCGACAAAUACGGAAGUGCUGUUAUUGUGUGCAUGUCCCAUUGUAUAUAUUUUCUAUUGUAUUCCAUAUGUAUACAUGUAUAACAAUACAGUGUUCUGUGUGUAUAAAUUAAAAAAAUGUUUUGUGAA
This is a messenger RNA of Triplophysa dalaica, 3472 nucleotides long. RefSeq names its product polyhomeotic-like protein 3 (gene phc3b). The record is from RefSeq and is a predicted model, not a curated record. Lineage: Eukaryota; Metazoa; Chordata; Actinopteri; Cypriniformes; Nemacheilidae. Gene Ontology annotation, cellular component: PRC1 complex. Gene Ontology annotation, molecular function: protein binding.